Molecule: messenger RNA, 1515 nt
Organism: Hibiscus syriacus
Lineage: Eukaryota; Viridiplantae; Streptophyta; Magnoliopsida; Malvales; Malvaceae
Product: multiple organellar RNA editing factor 1, mitochondrial-like
Exons: 5
Coding region: 71-1357 (428 amino acids)
Biological process (GO): cytidine to uridine editing; mitochondrial mRNA modification
Cellular component (GO): mitochondrion
Source: RefSeq, a predicted model, not a curated record
GCUUCAGACUCUAACCAAAAAGUUCUCUAAGCCCUGCUAAACCCUAGCUCCUCCAUCCUCAGCACGAGUUAUGGCUCUACACCCGCUACGCCUCCGUCGAACCCUAACCACUCUGACCACGCUCCACCGCACUCUCUCCGUUUCCAACCUCAGUGUCCCUUCAGUUACAGCCCCAAUUCCCAAUUCCAUUUCCGACCUCGCGCCACCUCCGUCUUUCGGUAUCUUCCUAUCUCGAUGGUUCAGAUCAUCGGGGGGUCCACUUUCAUCGCCGAGACAGUACAAACUGUACAAAGAAGGGGAUGAGAUUACAGAAGAUACGGUUCUAUUCGAAGGUUGUGAUUACAAACAUUGGCUUAUCGUUGUUGAUUUCCCCAAAGAUAAUAAACCUCCUCCAGAAGAAAUGGUUCGUUCUUACGAAAAAAUUUGUGCUCAAGGCCUCGGCAUCAGUGUGGAUGAGGCUAAAAAAAGAAUAUAUGCGUGUAGCACGUCUACUUAUGAAGGUUUUCAGGUUUUAAUGUCUGAAGAAGAGUCUGAAAAAUUCAAUGAUGUACUUGGUGUGGUUUUCGUGUUGCCAGACUCCUACAUUGAUCCAGUAAACAAGGAGUAUGGAGGGGACAAGUAUGAGAAUGGUGUUAUCACAAAAAGACGACCGCCUCCUACUCAGUAUGGUAGAAACCAAGGUGGUAGGUCUCGUCAAAAUUAUCAAACUCAACAAAAUUACGGGCAGCAGCCACCCAUGAACAACAGAGAUUAUCCUCCUAGAGGAGGUGAUCCUCCAUACCAGGGCGGUUACAACCAAGGAGGGCAGGGAAAUUAUAAUUCUGGACGACAGCAGCCACCAAUGAACAACAGAGAUUAUGCUCCUAGAGGAGGUGAUCCUUUGUACCAGGGCAGUUACAACCAAGGAGGGCAGGGAAAUUAUAAUUCUGGACGACAGCAGCCACCAAUGAACAACAGAGAUUAUGCUCUUAGAGGAGGUGAUCCCUCGUACCAGGGCAGUUACAACCAAGGAGGGCAGGGAAACUAUAAUUCUGGACGACAAAGGGACUUCUUUCAAGGGGAGCAGAGGAAUUAUAUGCCUCCCGAGCAAAGGGAUUUUAGAGGAGAUAGCAGGAACUCUGUUCCUUCACAAAGUGGGAGUUAUGAGCAGGGGCCGAAUCCUGGCUAUGGGCAGGGACCAAAUCCUAGCUAUGGGCAGAAUUUCGAGCGAGGGGCGAAUCCUGCCAAUGAACAGAGUUUUCGGCAAGGAUCAAAUCCAGAACCUGGUCCGUUUGGGCAGAGUUCUGGGGAAGGACAAACUUACCCGGGGCAUGGAGAUGGUCAGGGAUUUUCACAUGGAGGGCAACAAGGAAGAUAGAUUCAACUGGUUCUUUGAGAUGAUUGAGAGAAUGGAAAUGCAAAGGACUCGUGGUGUCCUUUUUUUUCUUACUCUAUUACAUGUAGCAGUUUUUGUUCCGGCAUAGUAAAUAGUUGACUGUUUUAAACAUUUAAAAUGAAUCUCUCUUAUUUUCCAAA